Messenger RNA from Fusarium proliferatum ET1, 528 nucleotides. RefSeq lists its product as uncharacterized. The coding region runs from base 1 to 528 and encodes 175 amino acids. The transcript has a single exon. The record is from RefSeq and is a predicted model, not a curated record. NCBI's taxonomy places the organism in Eukaryota, Fungi, Ascomycota, Sordariomycetes, Hypocreales, Nectriaceae.
AUGUCAGCACCGCAAAAAGGACAACUCAACCCUUUCAAUCUCCCGUCUCAGAGAAAAGGAAGGCUUGGAACCUACACAAUAGUUCAAGUACCCAAGCUUCAAACCAGUGCCGUCUACUUCUUAUCGGCCACAACCAGACUGCUGAGCUCUCAGGUCAACAUGAAAGUCACCAACUUCAAGACCACCAAAUAUAAACAUCCACAUCAAGACCAUCAAACAUCAAGACCAUCAAACAUCAAGACCAUCAAACAUCAAGACCAUCAAACAUCAAGACCAUCAAACAUCAAGACCAUCAAACAUCAAGACCAUCAAACAUCAAGACCAUCAAACAUCAAGACCAUCAAACAUCAAGACCAUCAAACAUCAAGACCAUCAAACAUCAAGACCAUCAAACAUCAAGACCAUCAAACAUCAAGACCAUCAAACAUCAAGACCAUCAAACAUCAAGACCAUCAAACAUCAAGACCAUCAAACAUCAAGACCAUCAAACAUCAAGACCAUCACCAAUGCCAUCAGCAAGAUCAAUAA